Messenger RNA from Pezoporus flaviventris, 4109 nucleotides. RefSeq names its product tudor domain containing 1 (gene TDRD1). The transcript is spliced from 25 exons. The coding region runs from base 90 to 3287 and encodes 1065 amino acids. The record is from RefSeq and is a predicted model, not a curated record. Lineage: Eukaryota; Metazoa; Chordata; Aves; Psittaciformes; Psittacidae.
CCAAGUGUAGAAAUAGUACAGGAAGUUUUAGCUGCAACACAAGUGCAAUAAAAGAGAGACUUUGUCCAAAGCUUGACAAAGGAAGAUCCAUGGAAGGCACAACUGAAGGAGGGGACUUGCUUUUGACAGCUGCAUUUGAUAAUGUAUCAUAUUCUGAUUCUGUUCAUGAAAAGCUAAAGAAAUCUCAAUAUUCCUUUGAGAAUGGUUUCUCUAUCAGCUGUGAUGAGAGUGUCUUCUGUUCAUUAGUACCACCCCCUCAAACAAAGACUUGUCAUCACUGUGGUCUGUUUGGAUCCCGUAGAUGUUCACAAUGCAAGCAAAUAUACUAUUGCUCUGCAGAUUGUCAGAAAGAAGAUUGGCCAGCACAUCGUAUUGUGUGUGAGCCAGUUAAACCAAAUGUAAGUAAUAAAAAUGGAGGCAAGUCACCUGGUAAAAACAAGAAGGGAGUUUAUCUUAAGGGUGGCUCAGCUUCUGUGGAUUCUCGCAAGACAGAAGAGCACAUUAAGAAAAUAACACUCUCGGAUCUUCAGGCUCUACAGAUCAAAAAAGCUAUGGAAGUACAGGGUAUAGUAACAGAGUUCAAGAGCCCAAGUGAAUUUUAUAUACAGUUGAGUUCUCCAGACUUCUUAGACCAGAUCAGUAAACUUUCUCUGAAACUGCAGGACUGUUACGCUAGCACAGUUAUUCAAGACCAAUAUAUUGCUACCAAAGGGGAAGUCUGCGUUGCAAAGUGUUCUUUGGAUCAGACCUGGAAUAGAGCACUGGUAAAGGAUGUGGAUAUAUUGCAAAAGAAAUCACAAGUAUUCUAUAUAGAUUAUGGAAAUGAAGAAGAUAUUCCACUCACCUGGAUUAAAGCUUUGCACAAAGACAUUGAACUGUUGGUUCCUCCAUGUGCCAUUAGGUGUUCCUUUGCUAAUUACAAUCCAAAAGAAAAAGGGUGGAAUGAAGGCGCUGCCAGAUUCUCUUCUCAGCUUAUAGGAAAACACUGUUUGCUAACUGUUGUUGACAUAUUACAGAAGGAAAUGAUGUUGAGUUUUGCUGUAGAAGUUGUUACUCCAGAUUCUGGAGACUACCUAGCUACAGUACCUUUAGAAACAAAGCCUGAUAUAACUACAGGAACUGAUGCUGAAGGAGGGGACUCCCCAAGAGUGUCAGAAAACCAUUUGAAGAGAAGUAAAGCAAAAAUGCCUCAAGAUGAAGAAUAUCUUCACUGUGCUCAUUCAGCUCCAGAGGAUGUCUCUGUAUGUGUUGGAGAUGUGUUUUCUGCUAUGGUUUCUGGCAUGCAAAGUCCAGAAGACUUCUUCUGUCAGCCAGUACGCAACUGCCGUCAACUUGCUGAGCUUCAAGUGUCUCUUAAUGAACACUGUGGCAAACUUCCCAGUAGUCCAGCUUUCCGUCCUCCUCUUGGGAAUGUGUGCUGUGCCCAGUUCACAGAAGACAGUUGUUGGUAUCGUGCUACUGUUGUAGCGUAUGCCUCUGAAGAGGCUGUUGUGGCAGAGUACAUAGAUUAUGGUAAUUCUGAAGUUCUUCCACUAACUAAACUUCGUCCUAUGAUUCCAAGAUUAAUGGACCUGCCAGCUCAAGCCAUAAGGUGUACCUUGGCAGUCAGGAAGCUAGAAUAUGCUCCUCAGACUUCAGAAGGUGUAAAGCGACCAUUAGGAGGGUGGACAUCAGAAGAUACUUGUUUUAUGAAACAGCUGGUAAAAGACAAAGUGUUUACAGUAAAAGUAGUAGGUAAACACAGUUACAGAUCUGUGGUGGAGCUUGUAGAUGCAUCAGUUACUCCAGCAAUAAAUGUAUCAAGCCAUCUCAUAGAGAGAGGCUGUAGAGCUGAAGAACCAAGAAUGGCCUUGCCAGCAAUUGGAAUGAAUGACGUUAAGCAAGCAAAUGAGGACACAACAAACAAAAGCAUUUGCAAGUGGAAUAAAUUAACUCUGAAACAAACAGUUGAUGUCAUAGUGUGUACGCUGUACAGUCCUGGAGAAUUCUACUGUCAUAUUUCAAAUAACAGUGAGUUAAAUGCUCUAAACUUACUUAACAAAUCAUUGUCUGAAUACUGUCAGAAAACACCACCAAAUGUUUUUAAGCCUGAGAAUGGAGAACCUUGCUGUGCCUUCUUCUCUGAUGAUGGUUACUGGUACCGUGCAUUGGUGCAAAAUGUUUGUUCAGGUGGGACUGUUAAAGUGUGCUUUGUGGACUAUGGAAACGUGGAGGAGGUACCACUGGAUAAAAUACGUCAGAUCUCAUCCUCGUUCCUAAAACUUCCAUUUCAAGGAAUUAAAUGCUGGCUCUCAGGUAUAAAGCCUGUUAGCAGCAAAUGGAUUCCAGAAGCUACAGCAAGAUUUCAUACGUAUGCUGUAGGGAUGAAGCUUCAAGCCAGAGUAACUUCCCUUUCCAGGGAUGGGGCGGGUGUAGAGCUUAUUGAUAAUUCCACAGGUUGUCCUAAAGUGAUCAAUGAGUUACUAACUUCUGAAAAACUGGCUGUAAAGGAAGUUCUACAAGAAAAAACUAAGCUUCCAAACAAGCCUGUUGACAAGAAAGAAACGUCACUUGGGCACUGGAAGUCGAUCAGAUUGGCUAUAGAUGAAACCAUGUCUGUCUGUGUAACAGAAGUUGUAAGCCCAGACUUGUUCUAUGCUGUACCAGUUAAAACUAAAGAUCAACUACAUAGGCAGUUGAUUGAACUACAAGACUAUUGUAAGUCUUGUAUUAAGGAGCCCUUCAAACCAAAACCGGGUGAAGCCUGUUGUGCCAGGUUUUCAGGUGAUGGCCGUUGGUACAGAGCUCUUGUUCUGAAAGAUUUUCGGUCUGUAGUGGAAGUCCUGUAUGCAGACUAUGGGAACAAAGAAACUUUACCACUUUCAGAAGUGCUGCCAAUCACCGAUUCCUACUUAAAGCUGCCAUUUCAGGCAAUUACAUGUUCACUUGCAGGCAUAGAGAAAUCUGAUCAGCCUCCAUUAUUACAAGUUGACAAGUUGAAAGAAAUGUUAUUGAAUAAAUGCAUCAUGAUUAAAGUGAAAGGGAUUAAUGGAAAUACUAAUCUAGUAACAGUGGAGAAACUUUGGGAAAACGGCAGUCUGAAAGUAGCUGUAACAGAAGGUUUGGUCAAAUCCAGCAGUGCUGAAAGCUUACGCCCUGAGCGUCAAGGCAAUGCAUGUGGGACCAAAUGCUGCUGCACAGAAUUAAAAAUACAACUUAAAAAGCAUGAGCAGAUCCUACUCUUCCUUUUAAACAAGUAUGGGAAUCCAGAGGGAUUCAAUGAAAUGAAAAAACUGUUGGAACACUAAGUCUCCAAUGGGCCAUUCACUUCUACAUAUACCAAGUUGCUGCAGUUCCUAUAUUGGAAGAGCCAGGUGUACUCAUCAGCUUGAAAAUGAGUAGCUCUAUAGGAAUUCUUCUGUUUAAGUACCUGUAUUUAUCUGUAUACUGGGAUUGUUCUGAAAUAUGUAGCUUGAAGGAUUUCAAAGCAGCAAGCUCAAAUUAAUGUUAUGUUUUUUGCUUUGUACAACCAUGUGCUGCUGGUUUUGCCUUUCAUUUUGCUGUUGAAUGCACAUAACUGAGAAUGGUCAUUGCAUUGUGAGUCUAGUCUUCAAACUGACAUUUGAAAUGACUGUAAUCAUAAAGCUUACUUCAAUUUUGAUACCAUUAGUCUUAAGUGAAAAAACUGUAUCUUGAUAUAGUCGUCUUUCAGUUUGAUUUCCAGUCUGAAGUUAGACUGAAAAUUGUUUUACAUCAGCUUGGUUUCAGUAUCAUUAAUGGCUGAAUCUUGUCUUGGACUACCUGCAGGUAGUUCUGUCUAAAAAUCACUAAACACGUAAAAGCACACAGUUCUUUAUUUACACUUAUACUGUGUAAUCUGCAUCUGUGAAUAUUGUUUUGAAGUAAAUAGUAUUGGAGCUGUUUUGGCUGUAGCUACAUUGUUGGGAUUUUUAUACCAUCAUGCUCUUUCACAUCAUAAUAGUCUCAUUCUGGGCUGUGACAAAAAUACUGAAUCAGAUUAUUGUGGGGAUUUUGGUACCUCUCUAAAGUGGAGCAGAUACUUAGUUAUCAUUUCUGACUAAUCCGGAAGCAAUGUUGCUAAGGAUGCCAAGUUGCUGUGCAUACAGCAC